This is a messenger RNA of Ilex paraguariensis (yerba mate), 435 nucleotides long. Lineage: Eukaryota; Viridiplantae; Streptophyta; Magnoliopsida; Aquifoliales; Aquifoliaceae. The record is from the annotation of a GenBank genome assembly.
AUGGCAGCCUCCAAAGUAACCUUGGAGCUCCUCAUUGAUACAAAAUCCUUACUGUUGGGACUGUCAUCAAGCUCCUCACAAAGCAAUCCACGGUGGGACAAGAACUCUCUCUUAAACCCUAAAAUCUUCUCUACUAAAGCACCAAUUUGGUUGCUCGAUGAUAUCCCAGUGACCAAAAAAAAGCUCCACAAGUGCUCGAAGGAGGAGGCGGCGGCCGGAGAACUGGGAGGCUUUGUCAAAGGGCUGGUCACGUAUAUGGUGGCCGAUGACUUGGUGGUUCAACCUAUGUCUACCAUCUUUUGCAUUAAUGCGCUUAACAAGUUCAAUGUGAAACAAGUGGGUGCUCUUGUUGAUUUGGGGAUGGAUGAGAUUGGGGGAAAUGCCAGAGUGGAGAGAGACAAAGCUAGUCAGAGAAAGUCUCUCCCAUGUGACUGA